Messenger RNA from Glycine soja, 1317 nucleotides. RefSeq lists its product as uncharacterized. NCBI's taxonomy places the organism in Eukaryota, Viridiplantae, Streptophyta, Magnoliopsida, Fabales, Fabaceae. The record is from RefSeq and is a predicted model, not a curated record. The coding region runs from base 1 to 1317 and encodes 438 amino acids. The transcript has a single exon. Gene Ontology annotation, molecular function: DNA binding.
AUGGAUGAACCAUCAUCCGAUGCUGCUACUGCAAGUGCAACAAGGAAAAAUAAGGCAGACCCAGGCUGGAAAUAUUGCCAUUCACUAGUGGAAGGAGAUAUAAACACCAUUGUUUGUAAUUUCUGUGGAAAAAUCACUAAUGGAGGAAUAACCCGAGCCAAACAACACCUGAUUGGGAAGUCGGGCGACGUUGCAACUUGCAAGAAAACUCCCCCAAAUGUAGUCGAAGAGUUGAAGGAAUAUAUGGCUACAAAAAAAAGUGGGACCACUUACAGUACUUCUGGCAGUGGUAAUAUGGCAAAUAUAAGAGACUUUGAAUUUGGUGAACCGAUUGGAUGUGAUGGAAGUGAAGAAGAUGAGUUUGCGGACUGCUGUAAUGUUGCUGCAAGUGCAAAGACAAAGUGUGAGACUAAAAAAGGACCAAUGGACAAAUUUUGUAAGAAUCUAGAAAAUGCAAUCAAUCGGAGAAAAAUGGAGAUGCUAAGGCAAAUGAACAUAAGAGAGUCAAUGGAUAAGAAUGAAGUAUUGAAGGUGCAUCAACAUAUUGCUCGCUUUUGGUACCAAGCAGGUUUGUCAUUCAACCUCAUUAAAUUGAAAAGCUUUGAGAACAUGGUUGCAGCCAUUGGUCAAUAUGGGCCACAUUUGCCCAUUCCUAGCUAUCAUGACAUCAGAGUUCCACUCUUGAAGAAGGAAGUUGAAUAUACUGAAAAUUUGAUGAAAGGCCAUAGGGAGCAAUGGGUCAAGUAUGGUUGUACUAUUAUGUCCGAUGCAUGGACUGAUCGGAAACAAAGAUACAUCAUUAAUUUUUUUAUUAACUCUCAAGCUGGUACCAUGUUUUUGAAGUCUGUUGAUGGCUCUGAUUUUGUAAAAACAGGUGAAAAGCUUUUUGAGUUGCUUGAUGCCAUUGUGGAGGAAGUUGGAGAAGAGAAUGUUGUUCAAGUUGUAAUCGAUAAUGGGAGCAACUAUGUUUUAGCGGGUAAGUUGUUGGAGGAGAAAAGGAAACAUAUUUAUUGGACUCCUUGUGCAGCUCAUUGUAUUGAUUUGAUGCUUGAAGAUAUUGGGAAGCUUCCCUUGAUAAGGAAGACAAUUAGAAGGGCAAUUAAUCUAGUUGGGUUUAUCUAUGCCCAUUCUAGUACCUUAAGUUUGUUGAGAAAUUUUACAAACAAGAGGGAAUUGGUGAGACAUGCUAUUACUAGAUUUGCCACUUCUUAUCUAACCUUGGAAAGGCUUCACAAAGAGAAAGCCAAUAUUAGAAAAAUGUUUACUUCUGAUGAAUGGACCUUGAACAAGCUAUCUAAGGAGCCUAAGGGAAAAUAA